This is a messenger RNA of Heterocephalus glaber (naked mole-rat), 3289 nucleotides long. RefSeq names its product carbohydrate sulfotransferase 10. Gene Ontology annotation, biological process: carbohydrate biosynthetic process; proteoglycan biosynthetic process. Gene Ontology annotation, cellular component: membrane. The record is from RefSeq and is a predicted model, not a curated record. Gene Ontology annotation, molecular function: sulfotransferase activity. Lineage: Eukaryota; Metazoa; Chordata; Mammalia; Rodentia; Bathyergidae.
AUGACCAUGAAUGGUAAAAAUGGUUUGAGGCCAAUACAGAACAUUGAGGCAGCCACCACAUGCUUUAUUAAGGCAAAUGUUGGGGUGGGACAGCCCAGUCGCCUGGGGACCAAACCCCCCACCCCAACCCGCAGCGGCCAGCAAGCCGGUUCCCUGCGCUGCAGGAGAGCGAGUACUGGGCCCCAGGCAGAGCUGCUGCAGAGCCAGGCAGAAGCCAGAGCAGGGAAAUUAGGCACAGCCGGAGGGCAGCGGGGGCCUCGCCCCCCACGGGCGUCUCGGGCCAGGCUUCCUCCUUCCAGCGCGGCCUCUGCAUCCUCCCUGGCCCCAGCGGGGCCUCCCGCGCUCACGGGACGCGUGGACUCCGCGCCGUGGACUCAAGCCGGGCGACGCCGAGCGGAGCCUCCCGGGAGAAACCCGGCGUGCGUAGGAGACGGUGCCAAACGGGAGCUGCUGUUCCUGACCACUCUGCCGGAAGUGGGGAGGCUGGCAGAAGAGAAGCACUCUCCUGGGGAACGGAAGCUGACAGGGAAGAUGUUUGUGGAUAGCCGGCCUGUCCAGCCCCUGGUCUACCUGGAGUUCAUCCGGAAUGUCUGCAGGGAUGAGGCCUCGAGGAGCCUCUCGCACACAGCCAUCUCCAAGUUUGUCCUGCACCGAAUAUUUGUCUGCGACAAGCACAAGAUUCUUUUCUGCCAGACUCCCAAAAUGGGCAGCACACAGUGGAAGAGGGUGCUGACUGUCCUCAAUGGAGCCUUUCUAUCCAUUGAAGAAAUCCUGGAGAACGUGGUGCAUGACCGCGAGAAGAACGGCCUCCCACACCUCUCCUCCUUCAGUGAGGCCAAGAUCCAGAAGCGAUUAAAAACACACUUCAGGCUUUUCAUCGUAAGAGAUGCCUUCGACCGACCCAUUUCUGCCUUUAAGGACAAGUUCGUGCACAAUCCCCGAUUUGAACCGUGGUGUAGGCAUGAGAUUGCCCCGGGCAUCAUCCGGAAGUACAGGAGGAACCGGACGGAGACCUGGGGGAUCCAGUUUGAGGAUUUCGUGCGCUACCUGGGCGACACGAACCACAGGUGGCUUGACCUUCAGUUUGGGGACCACAUCAUCCACCGGGUGACAUAUAUGGAACUUUGUGCACCCUGUGAGAUCAAGUACAGUGUGAUUGGACAGCAUGAGACGCUGGAAGAGGAUGCCCCAUACAUCCUGCGAGAAGCUGGCAUCGACCACCUGGUGUCCUACCCAGCCAUCCCUCUGGGCAUUACCGUGUAUAACAGAACCAAGGUCCAGAACUACUUCCUGGGCAUCAGUAAACGGGAUAUCCGGCGACUGUAUGUGCGCUUCGAGGGAGACUUCAAGCUCUUUGGGUAUCAAAAAUCAGAUGUUUUGCUAAACUAAUGUGUAGGAUCUGUGAAUGCAGAGUCUUUAUUAGUGCAGGGAUAACCAGGAGAGAUCUGAGCACAGGAAUGACUUCUCGGUCACACCUCUGCUUAAGAGACUCCCCGGAUGUCUGGUCCUAGGAGCAAGUGAAGUUGUACCCUGGCAGCUCUGCCUGGCUUAGGUGUAAGAUGCUGAGGGCUCCACCCACGCAACCUGUAUCAACAGGACACCAGUGGCCCUUGCCAUUUCCCAGAAGAGAUGUGACACAGCAUUAGGAGUUGUCUAAGUGGGAGUCAUACCUGUGGCUGUCCUGGCUAGACCCAGUGGUCGCAUCAGUCACUGGUGGAUGGCAGGAACAAAGAGCACCAAACAAAGGAGAGAUGGAGAAACUGAGACACAGCAAACACUCCCAUGGCUCGUGCAGGAUCAAAUCUGGGUCAUGGAAUGACACCUCUGGCUCCCUUUUGGGACUGCUGUAAUUAUGAAGGCAAACUGGACUUCCUGUGGCCAUCGGUUCCAGUGACAGUGGUGACCACAGAGUGGUCCCAGUGGUCCAUUUGUUCAGAACCACGCCGUGUGACACUUGCCCUCAUUUCUGAAGCUUUGUGUGCCAAGCACCUCUUUCAUCCAGCAUAGUUUUGGUACAUGAGGAGGGAGUAGAUUCUUUCCACCUGAGCAGGGGACACCUCGGGGUCCAAAAAAGAACAUGGCGAGGGAGGCUGCUGUGGAUGGGCCCGUGUCCUGCCUGCACACCUCCUGUCUUAAGUGACUGUUGCGGUGGGCAGCAGGGCUCCCCACAUCUCUCCCCACCAUUUGCUCUCCUCAGAGGAGAGAACUGAACAUCUGCUGUCUGACAGAGCAACUGGAGGAAACCAAACAUUGGGGGCAGCAUGGCAGGCUCGUGGGAUUCAUUUGGGCUUACCCGUCUUAGUGUCUUCUCAUCUCCACAAGGUGGCUGCCCCUAGGCCCUUUUAUGAUCAUGCCACCAUCCUGGAUGAAGUGGCCAGGAGUUGGGUAACCAAGUUCACCAGCAAUAAACCCUCCAGUGAGGUGCCUUCUGGGCACAGAAGCAGCCCUGCUGAUGAGUGAGCCACUGUGGCUGUUUCAGACCUGGCUGACAAAGGUGACAAGACAGCAUCCCCAAGAGUUGGUGGCGCUCACAUCUGUACUAUGCCUGUGAGCCCAGGCCUGGGAGAAUGGAGCCAGGCCUUUCUUAGAGGCUGCCUCCCCCUUCUCAAGAUGGCUUCCUGAAUUUAUAAAUGUGAAAGUGAAAUAAAAUGUAAAAUAUGUGCCAAACCAGAUUCGUGCUGCAGCUCCAGCGAAAGGUGCUCUGGGCCAUACGUGAGACCCCAGGUCUGGCAGUAGGGACAAGACUGUGGACAGGAAGCGGGACACGGCCCUUCAGGCCCUUUAUCCUUGACUGUUGGGCCAACAAUGUGUUGUUAUUUUUAUACAAAGUUUUGGUGAAGUCUUUCUCUUUUUUUUUUUUUUUUUUGUACCGGGGAUCGAACUCGGGUCCUUGUGCUUGCGAGGCAGGCGACGGAACCACUGAGCUAAAUCCCUGGCCCAAUGGUAAAGUCUUGUUAUCAUUUUGGACCUGAUGAGCUGAUUGAUUACCUCUUUCUUGUAUGAAAAGUCACAGUGUGAGAAAUGUAUGUGAAUUUAAGGCCUUAAAGCUAUUCCUAAUUAAAAUAACAUUUUCUCUCAGAAAAAGUAAAUAAAUAAAUAAAUAGGGAAGUUAAUAAGGUUACAGAUAUGUUAAAGUCUCUGUUGAAAAGAGGAAAUCUGUUGAAAAAGGGAAGUUAACGCAACAUGUUAAAAUCUCUGUUGGAAAAGGGAACUCUUUGCUGUGUUGAAAAGAAAUUAAAAAGUACUUUGUUUCUGUGUUUCCCUUUUCUCAUAUUUAUUCCUUUCUCUU